Messenger RNA from Miniopterus natalensis, 2957 nucleotides. It is a transcript of the gene SELE, whose product is annotated as selectin E. Lineage: Eukaryota; Metazoa; Chordata; Mammalia; Chiroptera; Miniopteridae. Gene Ontology annotation, biological process: cell adhesion. Gene Ontology annotation, cellular component: membrane. The record is from RefSeq and is a predicted model, not a curated record.
UUCAUUCAGGUGAACUUUUUCAUAAAGGUCGCGGUGCUGGAGCCCUUUACCUGAAGCCUCACGAGGCUGCCACAAACAGCACUGUAGAACGACCGAGUAACUGGCUCCUGGGGUUUCCUUCUGUGAUUUAUUUUGUGCAUCUCCUCCCCAGAAAAGCACGUCUGGUCCGACCUUUUGAUGGAGAGAACUGCUGAAGCCAUGACUGCUGCUUGGCUCCUCUCUGCUCUCACCUUCGCGCUUCUGUGCGGGGAGGGCGGUGCCUGGUCCUACCACGCCUCCGACGAGCCCAUGACCUUCGACGAGGCCAGCGCUUACUGCCAGCGCAGAUACACCCACCUGGUGGCCAUUCAGAACCAGGACGAGAUUCGGUACCUGGACUCCGUGUUCAGCCACGUGCAAACUUACUACUGGAUCGGGAUCCGAAAGGUCAACGGCCGGUGGGUGUGGAUAGGGACCCAGAAGCCUCUGACGGAGGAAGCCGCCAACUGGGCUCCCGGGGAACCCAACAACAAGCAGAGCAACGAGGACUGCGUGGAGAUCUACAUCCAGAGGGCGCAGGACCGGGGCAAGUGGAACGACGAGAGAUGCAGCAAGAGGAAGUUCGCCCUGUGCUACCGGGCUGCCUGCACCCAGGGGGCCUGCAGCGGCCGCGGGGACUGCGUGGAGACCAUCAACAACUACACCUGCCAGUGCCACCCCGGCUUCAGCGGGCUGCAGUGUGAGGAAGCUGUGAGCUGUGGGGCCCGGGAAGCCCCCGAGCACGGGCGCCUGGUGUGCACCCACCCGCUGGGAAACUCCCGCUACCAGUCUUCCUGCGCCCUGCGCUGCGAGGAGGGCUACCGGCCCAGCAGCCCCGAGGCUGCGCGGUGCACGCCCUCCGGGGAGUGGAGCGCGCCCCUUCCGCGCUGCCAAGUGGUUGAGUGUGACGCUCUGACGGGUCCUGCUGAUGGAUUCGUGGAUUGUUCCCGAAGCUCAGGAAGCCUCCCGUGGAACACAAGCUGCACGUUUCGCUGCAGGGAAGGGUUUGAGCUGGUGGGGCCCCCGCGCCUCCAGUGCACCUCGUCCGGGGCCUGGGACACCGAGAAGCCCACGUGUAGAGCUGUGACCUGCGGCGUCCUCGGCCCACUGCGGAACGGCUCGGUGACCUGCAGCCCUCCCCUCGGUCACCCUGGCCCCCAGGCCCCAGAGCUCCCCGUCGGGGCCUCCUGCAGCUUCACUUGCGACAAGGGCUUCCUGCUGCGGGGACCCACCCGGGUUGAGUGCGCGGCGCAGGGACAGUGGACGCAGCAAGCGCCGGUGUGCGAAGCUUUCCAGUGCAAAGCCCCGUCCCGCCCCCAGAGAGGCCACAUCCACUGUCUUCCCAGCGCUUCCGGAACUUUCCAAACUGGGUCCAGCUGCGCCUUCUCCUGCGAGCAGGGCUUCGCGCUGAAGGGACCCGCCAGGCUCCAGUGCGGCCCCACGGGGGAGUGGGACAGCCAGGAGCCCACCUGCGAAGCCGUGAGAUGUGACCCCGUCCGCCGGCCCCAGAGCGGCUGGGUGAGGUGCCCCGGGGGCCCCGCUGGGGAGCUGGGCCCCGGCUCCUCCUGCACCUUUGGCUGUGAGGAGGGCUUCCAGCUGCGAGGAGCGGCCCGGCUCGAGUGCACGGCUCGGGGACAGUGGACACAGCAGGAGCCCUCCUGCCAAGCGGUCCGGUGCUCGCUCCUGGAGCCUCCCAGCAAGGUGAACGUGAGCUGCAGCGCCGAGCCUGUGUUCGGCGCCGUGUGCACCUUCGCCUGCCCCGAGGGAUGGACGCUGAACGGCUCCGCGGCUCUGACGUGCGGCGCCACAGGACACUGGUCUGGGGUGCUGCCCACGUGUGAAGCUCCCGCCCCGUCCAGCGUGCCCUUGGCCGUCGGGCUGUCUGCGGCUGGAGCCUCCCUCCUGACAUCAGCGUCGUUUCUCCUCUGGCUCCUGAAACGCCUCCGGAAGAAAGCCAAGAAAUUCGUUCCCACCAGCAGCUGCCAAAGCCUUGAGUCGAGUGGCUCCUACCUAGUGCCUUCUGAGUCCAUUUAAGUCCAAAAGGAAUCAGGAACACAGGUAAACUGGGAAGUGCCCUGAAGAUGGCAGAGGCAGAGCUCUCCUUGGAUCUCAGGCCCUUCCCACCUACUGCAGCUGGACUGCAGUCCCCCAGAGACCUUCGAAGGAUCAAAGUCCAGUGGGCAAGGCCAGCCUGCCACCCAAAAGACUCAUGUUCUUUUCCCUAGUCUCAGGAUCUGGAAAGUGCUGGCUACUAGGGGGAAAGGAUAUUCUCUUCCAGGCCAAAGUGAAGAGCCCGCCGCUCUGGAAUCUUGGACUCCCUUUUCUAACUCUCCGUGGCUCCUGGCGAAGUCUUCCUGGAGAAACCCAGUACUUUGUGACAUUGUUUCUUUCUUUUGUCCCUCACAGUGUUUCAACUGCUGGUUACAAAGUUGCUGUCAUGGGCUGCAUUAUAAUUGUCAAAAGUUUAGAGGAAACAAAUUGGCCAAAGAUAUUCUGUUGCUGACUUGAAAAAAAAAACAAACAAACCACAUUUUUGUUAAUGGUGCAAAUCUUACUGAAGACUCCUUUGUGGGGAUUACUAAACAAAGCCUGAAUCACUCUUAUCCCUGUGGGAUUCAGUGCUUUUCAAAAUAUUCUUGGAGAGCGCAUUCUUUUGACUUGCAUGGAGUAUGUAUUCCAUAAUUCUUAAUUCAGUAUAAGUGCUGUAAGGACUUUAAUAUUGUGUAAAUGUUAGGACUAUGACCAGGUAAUAGCCACUUUCCUAGAUCACCACCUCUUUAUUUAUUAACAAAUUCUAACGUUGCAUCUGCAGAUUUGAAUAUAUUUCAAAAAAAGGCAAAUACUAUCUCCUAACAAUGUACAGUGGUGACCAGUGUAACAUGAGAGUUUUGUUGUUGUUCUGUUUUUUGGUUGUGUUUGUUUGUUUUAUUUUUGUUUGU